This is a messenger RNA of Stereum hirsutum FP-91666 SS1, 1817 nucleotides long. RefSeq lists its product as uncharacterized. Gene Ontology annotation, molecular function: protein binding. NCBI's taxonomy places the organism in Eukaryota, Fungi, Basidiomycota, Agaricomycetes, Russulales, Stereaceae. Gene Ontology annotation, biological process: SCF-dependent proteasomal ubiquitin-dependent protein catabolic process. Gene Ontology annotation, cellular component: SCF ubiquitin ligase complex. The transcript has 2 exons. The record is from RefSeq and is a predicted model, not a curated record. Bases 40 to 1743 code for a protein of 567 amino acids.
AGCAUCUAUUGUUCGCCUCCAGGGCUGCGCGACCAAAACAUGCAUCACGUUCUCACUAUAACGGAGAUAAUCCGUUCGAUCUUCGGUUUCCUUGACGUACGCUCCAACGCCCGCAACGCCCGUGUUUCCAAGAUUUGGUCCUCGAUUGCCCUUGAUCGUGUAUGGGAGGACGUCGAGCCUGAUGUCUUCCGCUCACUUUGUCCUAUGAGCCAGUCAGAAACAAAUUUGACCUUCGUCCGUCCCCCGCUCUUGAGCGAUUGGAUGACCUUUCUUACCUACAGCUCACGGGUGCGCACCUGGUCGGACAGUUCCUGGUCCUCCCCCUACAACCUUUCGCAAAAAGCCAGGAACGACAUCGCCAUGUCCCGUCCUUUGACCAGUGUGUUUCCAAACUUAUUGAGACUGUGCACCGGGACACAGGAUCUUGAUCCAUUCCUCAUGGGAACCUCGGUGAAGAUUCUGGACCUUGUCGUGAGACAUAUUCCUCUGAAGAACGUAGCUGAAGUACGGACCACCUGGGUUUUCCGGAACGUGACGGAGCGACUACCCCAUUUGACGUCGCUGUAUCUCAGUUAUCUCGACGAUGACACCCCGAACUAUGAUGAGCAGAUCGUGGGCCUACUCCGCAACCUUACAAAACUUCAAAAGCUCAGCUUGCCAAUCAUGUGUCUCAAUGCAGACAUUGCUUUCACUCUGGCUAGUCACCAAGACCUUCGCACCGUCACGUUCGAGCUCGGUAUGCCCAUCGUAUUCUACGCCUGUUCGCAGGAGACACGUGUCAUGUUCGACUCCACGCAACCCCUACCGAAUGCAGCAUUUUCUGCACUCCAUACCGUGGAGUUCUCCGCUUCGAACCUCGCCGAUGCUGCGUCGUUCCUCUUCCAGCCCGAAUUUCCACUGCGCAACAUAAGAGUUAUGUCCAUUCAUAUACGACAUGUUCCAUUGUCCGGUGAUACAGGCAUUUUUCUAUCGAGACUCACAACCGACUGUCCCACACUUCAAAAACUUACCCUUGCAUUCCAUGCAUUGAAGUACGACGGGAACGACCCGCUCCCUACCAUCCCCUACUUCGAACUUCAGCACCUUUCCAUCGUCUCUCAGCUCCAAAAUCUCACCACUUUGGUCAUCCGCCAUCCGCACCCCAUCAACAUGGACGACAACGACGUCGCGAAACUUGCGAAAAGCUGCCCUCGCUUGCAGACGAUACAUCUAAAUCCUUACCCAGUUGUACCGACACGGCCCGGAACCACUCUCCUCGCUCUACAACACUUGGCCAACCAUUGUCCCGACCUUCGGUCUGUCGGCAUUUAUCUCGAUGGGACUGUUGCCCCCGCCCCUAUUCCCACCCUUCCUCGACGUAUACGCGGCACUUUAAUACUCGGUCACUCACCGAUAUCCGUAGACCUCGAGACCCUCGAUGAUAACUCACGCAUCGCUCGGUACCUCGCGGACGUGCUAUGCAAGCCAUGCCAAUGGGGGUGGGAAGAUACCAACUUUGUUGCUAAGGUCAUUAAUCGAGAGGAAUGGUUGUCGCGGAUGACCAUCUAUCAUGAUCUCGACGGUCACAAGCGCAGUUGGAAAAUGGUAGCGGUAAUGUUGAAGAUGAUAUUGGAGGAUAGGGAUAAGAUGCAGAGGAGUGUGCUGGAAGCGCUGGGUGGAGAACUGUCUGCGUGGAAGGGGAAAUGUGCGGCCUUAGACGCUGAGAAUGUUAGGCUUAGAGCGUCGCCAAACGGGGCCCAGUAGCUGCAUUCAAAUUAUACACCGAUGGGUGGUGUUUCCUUGUUACAGCUGUCUUGUCGUUGGCGUAUGGAGUUGUU